Molecule: messenger RNA, 1029 nt
Organism: Asparagus officinalis (garden asparagus)
Lineage: Eukaryota; Viridiplantae; Streptophyta; Magnoliopsida; Asparagales; Asparagaceae
Product: MADS-box protein SOC1-like
Exons: 8
Coding region: 17-787 (256 amino acids)
Biological process (GO): positive regulation of transcription by RNA polymerase II
Cellular component (GO): nucleus
Molecular function (GO): DNA-binding transcription factor activity, RNA polymerase II-specific; protein dimerization activity; RNA polymerase II cis-regulatory region sequence-specific DNA binding
Source: RefSeq, a predicted model, not a curated record
UGCUGAGGGGCCAAGGAUGCCCAAUAUGGAAAGAGCCAUGUUCAGCUUUUACCAAAAAGAUCACAGAGAUUUUUUUUCUUUUAGAGAGAGAAAGAGAACAAAUAAGAAUAAGUUUGGAGAGAGAGAGAGAGCUAUGGUGAGGGGGAAGACUGAGCUGAAGAGGAUAGAGAAUGAAACAAGCAGACAAGUGACCUUCUCCAAGAGAAGGAAUGGGCUUUUGAAGAAAGCCUUCGAGCUCUCAGUUCUCUGUGACGCUGAGGUGGCACUUAUAGUUUUCUCUCCAAGGGGAAAGCUCUAUGAGUUCUCUAGCUCCAGCACGCAAAAGACAAUUGAUCGAUACAUUGCACAUAUGAGUGAUGCCACCAAGAGGGCAAGUGAAGGCAAUCUACAGGAACUGAAGCAUGAAGCUGUGAAUAUCGUGAAGAAGAUAGAGCUGGUUGAAGACCAUAAGAGGAAGCUCUUGGGUGAAAAUUUGGAUUCGUGCUCAUUUGAAGAACUGCUUGAACUAGAGGGCCAGCUAGAGAAAAGCCUAAGCAAUAUAAGAGGAAGAAAGACCCAGUUGCUAUCAGGGCAAAUUGCACGACUACAAGAAAAGGAAAAGGUUUUAAUGCAGGAGAAUGCAUCAUUACGGGAGAAGUGCAAGGUACAAACCCGCCAGCUUCAAUUAGAUUCAUCCCCGAGUGAAGUUGUACAUAGCGACUCUACUAGUACCGAUAUGGAGGUGGAGACCGAGCUGAUUAUAGGAAGGCCAGGGACGAGAAGAACACAAAAAACCCUAAGCAAUUGAGUGACGGUAUAUAUAUGGUCUUGAUUAAUGAUACACAUCUGUGAAUCAAAAGCUUGAAUAUAACGUAUACAGGCCUUUGGAAGUAUUAUUUUGUAGAGAAAUUGUGAGUUUAAUGCCAUGUCACGAAAAUGAUUAAUAAUAGUAAUUAAUAAUGAUAACAAGUGAUCUUGAGCUAUGGCUGCUUCAUGUUGAAAAACAUCAAAAUUGAAAGGGCAUUCCAGUAUAUCCUGUAUUUAUAGAAA